Molecule: messenger RNA, 8098 nt
Organism: Haliotis rufescens (red abalone)
Lineage: Eukaryota; Metazoa; Mollusca; Gastropoda; Lepetellida; Haliotidae
Product: cilia- and flagella-associated protein 97-like
Exons: 2
Coding region: 102-1733 (543 amino acids)
Biological process (GO): spermatogenesis
Source: RefSeq, a predicted model, not a curated record
UGAAUAGUUGCUACAAAACAAGCGGGUUGACAUGAAGUGCUGAGUCGGAUACGCUGAGCGGAUUACCAUGCUGUUUUGAUCUAGCUCCAGCACACGUUGAUAUGGAUAUGGACCAGGAUUUAGAAGAACUAAAGGGAGAUGUAGAUUUUGAUUUCUUCGACUCGCCGGGAAAAGAAAGAUCACCAUCUCCUCAAGACAAGAAGACUUCGGAGAAAAUAAGGUCUAAACCGCCACCAGCACCAAAGUCACCUAAACCAGACUCACCAGUAGAUAUUGGAGAAUACGAAAAUAAACGAACGUCAAACUCAAGGAGUGAUGGGCCUCGAGAAGGGAAGGCAUCACUCUUCGAAGUAAUCAAACAAGAGGAUGAGGAUAUAUACUCUUCUGAUUCUGAUCAUACCAGUUCACAAUCGGACAGUUCUUCGUUUAGUGAUGUGUCAAGUGUAAGAUCCGGGGGUAGAGCGAGAAAUCGUUCAAGAUCUUCAAGUAAGACUCGUUCCCCAUCGACAAGCCCAGACCAACGAAAUACCAGGUCUAAAAUCACACGUAAGGAGCAUUCACGUAGUGACAGAGACAAUAGGAAAACAAGAUCACGUUCAGAAAGUGUCUCCAGUCAGUCAGCUAGUGAAAGUGGCAGUGGCAGUGAGAGUACAUCAGACUUUUCUGAUAGAAGCCCCAGUCCAACUCCAAGAAAUAAACAUGAGAAAAAGUAUAAAGACAUUUCCCAAAAUCCUGUUCAUAAGGUUGAAGAAAGACCACGAGUAGCAAGAAUGAGACCUGUUUCAGCACAUCCAAGUAAAAAGCAAGGUGGUUCUAAGCAUCAAGCAUGGGGUGCUGGUAAUAAAAAUAAUAGUUUCAGAAACAGUGAUUCGAGCCAUAAGAAUAAAUCAAGAUAUAGAAAUGAAGAUAGUGACAGGUCAGGAUCUGAUUCUGAAAGUGACAUGACGGACGUUUCUCCAUUGACAUCACCAAGGAACAGCCCACACAAGAAGAGGUAUGAUCUCCAAAAUGGAUCUCAUAAAAAAACUGUGCAAUACUGUGGUAUACCACCAGAUCUGGAGAAUUCCAGUUAUUCUAUUAGACCAGGCGAGGCUGAGACACUGGAUCUUAAUAUUCUGAUGAAAGCUGUUUCAGAAUUGGAGAAAAAGAAGCGUGUGAAGGAUAAUACAAGACGUGUCAUGUUUGCACCACCAAAGGCUCAUGACCGUGGCAAUUAUACUUUCACUGAUGACCGAACUAAAUUGAUUGAAAGAGAAAACCAGAGGUUGUUACGUGAAAUAAUGAAGCAUGUAGCAGAACAGAGAGCACCACACCAAAUGAAACGAGCAGAACCAACCCCAGUCAGAAGAGUGACUGCGUCAGCCAUUAACCGACAGAGACAACAGAAAACGAUUGAAUCAGAAAAUAUGAAAUUUUUGCACCGACUCCAAAAAGUGAAGCCGACGCGAGGAAUGUCCCGUGAUGAUCAAAUCGGCCACUACCAGCGCACCAUGCUGUACGGAGUCCCCAUCGCAGAUGACCAUCUCAAGUCAGGUCGCAGGUCACGGCCUGGGUCAGCAGGGUCAACCCUGAGUCAAAGGUCACGGAGCAUGUGCAGUGUGACCAGUGGAUCAACUAAUGCCUCCGCCGCAUCUACUAUGCGAUCUGCAGCUUCAACAAUGAGAUCAGGUCGAAUACCUGGAAGUGCUAAAAGAAUUGUCGAAUCUCGUCCCUGUUGGUCGGACCGAUGGUAGUGUUGAGAUGAUCAUGUACAUGUACAUGGGUUCUCAGUACUUUCAUAAAGAAUAUACUUUUAUUUUGAACCUUUUUGGUCUAGCUUCAAUUUCAUGCCAAGUGUUGUGAAAUAUGACAUUGCAUUAAGUAGCUAGAUGAUCAUUUUUUUAAUUUUAUUUUUCAAAUUUUUGCAGGCCAUGAUGUGUUUUUUAUUGUAUUAGAUCUGGGGACCUCUUUGUCUUAUACUGUUAACAUAAGGAUAAGGACAAAAAAAACUUUGCUUACAUGCUUUAUUUAUUAAAUAUAUACUUUCAAAGACUUGUCAUAUUUUAUCAAAGCAUUCAGCUGAGUCAUGUCAUGGCAAGUAGUCUGAGAAGAAAAUAUAUGAUUUUGUGCAGGACAUUUUCUUCAUAGUUUAUCUACAUGUAUGAAACAUGUUCGUUACAUGUCACUGUUAAUUCUAUAAUUGUAUAUAUCAUGUAUAGCAGUUAACACUGGGAUAUAUUUGGGGAACACAUGAAAUAUCAUGCCAGGUAAUUAAAUAAAUUUUCAUUUGGUUUGUAAUUGGUUACCAUGGUAAUAUGAUCAUGAUGAAUAUAUUUGUUCUUUUGUUAUCAUGAUUAUUCUAUAUAUAUUCAUCAUUCUGUUGUUGUCAGCAAUCUCAAUACAGGGAGUUAUGUCCCUUGGGUUCGACAGGAUCUUCAGUCAAAGGAGUAAGUUAGGACGUUAUGUGAGCAGGUUUUUCAAACCUAUUGGUUUAUGAAUGUCUCACUUACAUUUAUGUUACCAGGAUCCAAGCACACCCAAGGGUUACAGCCUUAAAAGGUGUCAUUUUUAACGUGUUUUUUUCAAUAACUUCCCCAAUGGUAAUAACUAUAAUAAUAAGAUCCAUCCUCACAUUAUAAUGCUCAGCUUGUUGUUGAAGUGGUUCUAUGACGUUUGAAUGUAUUUGUUUAGUAUCCGUCCAGGUUUGAAAUCAGGAUUCAUCAUUCAAAUAUCUAAAACAUUGGUCACACCACUUUAUACAAAAGACAUAAAGUAGUCAUAUCAGGGUUAGAACUAAACUCAAAAGCUUCACUAGCCCUGGUAAAGAUAAAAUGACUUUGUAAUGUUAAAACAAUGGAAAAAUUUGUACUAGCCCGAAUGAAUUUGUACUUGUCUCGGGCUAGCGGGCAGGUGUUAAUUUUUAACCCUGUCAUAUAUGGUAAGCAACCAUUCCCUUUGGGCUUUUUCACCUGUACGACAAGAGGGCUAUGUGACAUGUGGGACACCGAAAAAUUGAUAUCCUUUUCAAAUGUUUGAUAUUUCUGUCCACAACUAUAGAACAUAUACAUCUUUUAAAUACUGGCUGUGUACUAGGUAUAGAUAACUUCAUCAGCCAUAAACUUGUGGAAUGCCGGUACUUGAGUCCAGGAAUACAUCUACAUGACCUGAGGUCACAUCAAGUGUAUUAUCACGAUGUUCGUAUCCCCCUCAGUAGAGUCAUGCUGGCGUAUCCAAAACAAGAAUUAGAGAAAUUGUUAUUGAUUUCUUGUAUCAUUUAAUUUUUGAUAAUUUUUGAUAAUAUGUCAUGGCCCAAAUUUAUCAUACCGGUACCAUGGUUACUGAAUCUAGUGACUCAUUAGAAGUACAUUUGUAAUAUAGAUCACAGCAUUAGAAAAUAACCCUAGCCUGUUUAUGAGAGUACUGAGUGGAAUUAUAUAGCCCUGCUGGAUGUUCUUUCUCACUGAAAAUCAAUCUUAGCAACUAGGCCAUAUUUGUUUAUAAUUCCUUGAUUUAAACAGACAAAAAUUCGACAAAUGCAAAAUACAAAAAAUACAUUGUUCAUGCAAUCUUUUUCUUCCCACGGACUCUGAAACAAUUUAUGUUUUUGCCUCCGAUAACAAAGUCUUAAAACAACAAAUUUAUACAAAGUAAUGAAAAAAAGAAGUCCUAACUGAAAAGAUAUUAUUGGCUUAUCCUUUUGUGAUAUGUGGGAAUUUGUCACAACCAAUCAGAAAACUUAAAGAAACAUAAAGGAAAGGGUAACAUUAUGUUCGUCAUGGCAAAUGAUGGCCUCAUGUGACACACCCACAUGGCUGUUGGCAUGGUAAUUUCCUAAGCUGAGAUCAUAUAUUCAUGUGAUGACUAGUGCUGUGUUGGGCUAAUCAUGUAUGGAUCUUUACAUUAUCUGGAAACAAUUAGUCAAAUAAUUCAUCAGCAAUAGGGGAUGUAAUACCUCGUAUAUUUUAGCAUUUUUUACCUGACCAAGUUUGGUGUCCAAGUUUUAUCAUUACAAGGAUUUCUGAAUAUAUUCUCCAUAUUUCAACACAGCGUACAUCACCUGAUCAAUAAUGUUAUUUCCUGGAAUCAAUAUCGGGAAAAAGGUUUGUGGCAUUGUGACACAUGUGAGGGUGCAUAGGGGGGCGGGGGGACUUUGUCAAGGAGGUCUUAAUUUAUACUAUAGGGAAACUUUCAAUGAGGUCGAUAUCUCUUUUGACGGACCAAUUACAUACAGUAUUGAACAAAACAAAUAUUCAAUAUUGUUUUUGUCAGGUUCAUGACUACAGUAUUGACUUCUGAAAAGAAUCUAUGACUUUAUUUGUGUAAUUAGCAAAGACAUGUUCAAUAGUUCUAACUCUUUGUCUAAUAACCAUAAAUAUUUCUGUCAUACAGAUCUGCUUUGAAAGAACUGAAUAUUACUUCUUUGGAUUCCAAUGGCUAUUUUGGGGGGUUCAAAAUGUUGCCAGUGUGAAUUUCAUUGACGGUCAUCGUGUGAUUGCUUGUCAGCUAAUCAAAGUUGAGAAAUAAUCUACAUUUCAGGUUUUAGGUAACCCAAAUAUUCUCUCAACCCAUUCACUGAGCUAUCGCGGCUGUGACUUUAUUAAACACUUGCGUGUAUUGAUAUGUAAAUGACAACAUGUCAUUGUAUAUUCCCAGUGUUACCAUGGUUACAUGAUGGAUUCAAGAGGUUUCCAUAGUAACAAGUGACCAUGUGAUUUCUUUUUUGAGACACAACUAACACAUAAUACUAUUCGGUCACAAAUUUUACAUUAUAAUUCUUAAUUUUUAAUUCCAGAUGUUUGUUCAAGUGAACUCAAAAUAAUAACACUGCACGACCAUAUUCACACAGAAGGCAAGCCCAUUAUUGAACUAAAUCAUAGACGAGAUGAAAUCAUAAGGGAUUCACUGACAGGUGGUAACGAAGGGUGUCUGACAAAAGUAGCUAAUCCCCACCUUCCUCACCCUCACUAAUGUAGCAAUAUAUCAGGUGAUCAAUAUCACUGAUAGGUUAUUGAUUAGGCAUUCUCUCAAGCUAUUGUAUAACAUUAUGUCACACUACAGGCCCAUCAACGUGAUCGAGUACCAGCCAGAAGUGAAGCUUUUCAAUUCAAGUCACCCGUUCCUUUCUGCAGAAAUGUAUGAAUAAUGUCCGCACUGUCAAAUACCACCUGCUUGAGUAGGCUUGUGUUGGUUACCUGUGUGUUUACUGAUCAACAUCUCUGUUGUGUGUUGUGUGAAUGUUCAGGUCACAGCAACCCAGACUCACCUCUUGUUUACCAUGUUAAAACCUGUAAAAAGUAAAUUUGCAGUAACGAUUCAACAACUGAACGAAAUUAUUGUCCUUAAACUCCCUUUGUACAGCUAAGUAAGAUUUCAGUUUCCUGUGUAUCUUAUUUUUUUAAAUAAAUUGGAAUGUAUUUCUUGUCUGUAACAAGGGUUCUGGACCCACUUGCUCAAAGCAAUCUUAGCGCUAAGAUGAUCAUAACUCCCAUACUUUAACAUAGUCUUAGUGCUAAGAUCGCUUUGUGCAAGUGGCCCUGGAUAUAGACUGUUCACUACAGCAAUAGGGAGGCCUUGAGUUCAUGUUUAACUGAGGCCCGUUCCCCAAAGCGAUCUUAGCACAACGAUGAUCGUAAGCCUACGUUAAAUUAUAUGGGACUUACAAUCACCUUAGCGCUAAGAUCGCUUUGAGGAACGGAGCCCUGGAGGAUAUGAGAUAAAUCAUGGAUGUCCACAUAGGACUAAUACAAAAGGAAUCAUGCAAAGAGGUGACAAGUUGAUUAUUUAUUAAAUAAUCGGCCAGUUUAUGACGUUUUCAAACAUGUUCAAAAUGAAAUAUCCAUGUUGAUGAAGAAACCAUUAUACAUGUGUUUAUUAUGCUGUUGAUGUACAAAUAAAUAUUUAUUGAAAGUUGGGUAAGUAAGGUGGGAAAAGUGUUUUUUUAUGUUCACUGUAUGUUUCAUAUGUGAAAAGCACAUAUAUUAUAUUUAUUGAAAGCAUUUCUAGGAACCUUGAAUAUAAAGCAAAGUUCAAUGUACGGCCAUCUUGACACCUGUAUAAUAUAUUGAACAAUAUGUGGUCAUCAAGGCUCAAGAGUACAUUUUGUUAUAAUCGUCUUGCAGGCUUAGAUUUCAUACACUCGGUGCCUAAUACCAGUAGCUUGAAGCCCAAGUCUAGUAUCUGUAGUCUCUAGCUGAAUUGAUGUGAGGCUUUAUCAUGCACAUCUAUUUUGAAAUAAAUGUUACAAAAUUCAAACAGAAGCAUGCUUUUGAAAAAAACGUGCCUUGGGCGCUUAUAACGUCGAAUACGGUACUUUCAGUCAAACUCUGCAGUUCUUUUUCGUUUUUAAUAGACGACUUAAAAUAGUAAAUAAUUCAGUCUGGUUUGAUAAGUACAUGUAAGUGAAAAGACAUGCUCCUUUCACACUGUUUGACUUCCAGCAGUAAACCUUGUAAAGUCUCCUUCAUGUUGUGUUGUUUAUGGCCCAUUACAGUGAGCGUGCUGGAGACAUCAGACAUUUGUGGACCUGUGUAGUGCAAGCAUGUGUAUUUACUCUAGAACACAGACAUUGUGACAGGUGACAUAUUGGCUUUAGUUUGUCAGUGUAUAUUCAGAGUACUUUGCCUCAUGAUGUUAUUUUUGCAAUUUCUUUGUCAUUUUACCUCAUUUUAUUUUAUCUGGACAGUUUCUCCUUGUAUUGUUGACAAUGCUAUUUAUGUACAUAUUGUGUGUGUGUAUAUAUAUAUAUAGUAGUCUAUGUCAGUUGCGGAGUUUGAAGCAGCUGAAGUUUUGUUCCACGUAUUGGGAUAUUGUAUUGCAUGUUUUAGAAGAAAAACUGGAUCUAUAAGACAUCAUCCCAUCAAAUACUGUUUUCAAAAUGGUUUAAACUGUAAUGCUACUUCAGCAAUGAUGUCACUCUCAGAUAGCAUCUUCCUCUCUCCCCAUAACAUUGAGGUUUAUGGCAGAUACAUGUACAUUGAAACCCUGAUAAUCCAGAAAUCUUGUGAAUCCAGAGCUUGUUGGUAUGGAAACCAGUCUCCAGCUGACAAUUUGCUGUUGACAGAGGCCAACUUCUGACUGGAUUAGCCAGGUUUCACUGGACAGGAACAAACAAAUUCAGAUGUCAGUGAUUCAAUGUUUUUAUCUUUCUUUUCAUCACAUCACUAAAAUUAAUCAGAUUAUUCAAAGGGAGGUAACUUGUGUUGGAUCUGCAAUGAUUAAGUAACAGUUGUGGUUGAAGAAACAGAAAGACUCGUUCCCAUUGCCAUAUGUGUUAGUAGCUUGUCAGGAAUUGUUGUUUUCUCGCUCACAUGUAUUUUUGUAUGUAUAUUGCCACCUAUACGUGUCCUUAGUCUCCAGUAUGUGAAGUAGUGUUAAAGUGGGACCUGACAGUUAGCAGCUGGACAUCUUCCCAAGGCAAGGGAGUUAAAGUCCAGUUUCCACCGUUGCCGAACUAGGCCCGAAUUUCUUGGUUUAAUCGUAGCGCCACCAGUGGCUAUUACGAGUUAUGUCCUUUCUAUGUCCCUCUUAUUGACCAAUCAGAUUCCACCUCUCAUAUCACUUGCAUUUGCUUCAAACAAAAUGGAACCGCCCAGUCAAGACGAUCUGAUCAGUAAUCAUAAGGUCUUACUUGAGAAGUACAUCAAAUCACGUGAACACCUUGAUUAAAAACAUGAAAAUAGAUUUGGGAAUUAUCUAUUGAUGCUAUUAAGUUGACGGUACACAUGCUUUGCAAAUCCUGCAAUCAACCUAAAAUCUGCACGGCAGUUUACAAACCAGAUGUUGAAUUCAUAACACGAUUUUGCAUAGACUCAUUCAUCCAGCCUAAAUAUAAUGCCAUAAUUGACGUCUAUUUCGCCAAGGGUGGAAACUGGACUUUUAUAGUCGAUAACUUCCUUGCCUUGGGAAGAUGACAACUGUGGACUUGAAACCGCUCUAAGUUAUUUGUUUAUCAAUGAGAGCUCCUGUGGUUGGACCGUGAGUCACAUGUUGUGAUAGUCCUGUAGGUAUUGAAGCCCAGAGCAGUGUUAGCCUGUGCCUUACUCCGUGUGAGUCAACUGUUCAUCUUACGUGUAUCUAGGACAGUGCCUGUAAUGUUAUGGCAGAAUAAACCAGGACAGUA